Messenger RNA from Rotaria sp. Silwood2, 278 nucleotides. The record is from the annotation of a GenBank genome assembly. NCBI's taxonomy places the organism in Eukaryota, Metazoa, Rotifera, Eurotatoria, Philodinida, Philodinidae.
AUGAAUAGCGUUCGGGUUGACUUGGGUAAGCAUAAUCAACGUUCAGCAAUGAAAACUUAUGUUAAACAAUUAAAUUUUGAAAUAGAAGAAAUUGUUAUAGAAAUGCGAAAAUUUUUAAAACCAAAUGAGUAUAAUAAAUUUGAAACAGUUCUUACAAUCGAUGUACAUACUCGUGAUACAAUAGAUAUUUUAAUUCGUGAUGGUAUUAAUGAACCUCAUGAUUUGUAAGUUUUAUCGAAUAUAUAUUAUAGAAAUUCUAACUUGAAUUUAGUUCAUGG